Molecule: messenger RNA, 2940 nt
Organism: Suncus etruscus (white-toothed pygmy shrew)
Lineage: Eukaryota; Metazoa; Chordata; Mammalia; Eulipotyphla; Soricidae
Gene: RNF185
Product: ring finger protein 185
Exons: 7
Coding region: 126-698 (190 amino acids)
Biological process (GO): ubiquitin-dependent protein catabolic process
Cellular component (GO): endoplasmic reticulum
Molecular function (GO): ubiquitin-like protein conjugating enzyme binding; ubiquitin protein ligase activity; metal ion binding
Source: RefSeq, a predicted model, not a curated record
GGCAGGUUCCGAGGUCCGACGGUCCGGCCGCGGACGUUCCUGGCAGCUGACGCGCGUAGGCGAGGCGACGACGGAGCAGGAUUUGCUUGGAUAAGAUCUUCACUAAGACCUUCUGACGUUCCAGGAUGGCAAGCAAGGGACCCUCAACCUCAGCAUCACCUGAGAACUCCAGUGCAGGGGGUCCUAGUGGAAAUGGUGCUGGUGAGAGUGGAGGGCAGGACAGCACCUUCGAGUGUAACAUCUGCUUGGACACAGCCAAGGAUGCAGUUAUUAGCCUGUGUGGCCACCUCUUCUGUUGGCCAUGUUUACAUCAGUGGUUAGAGACCAGACCUAACAGGCAAGUGUGUCCAGUCUGCAAAGCCGGCAUCAGUCGAGACAAGGUCAUCCCCCUGUAUGGCAGGGGCAGCACGGGGCAGCAGGAUCCCAGAGAGAAGACUCCUCCCCGUCCUCAAGGACAAAGGCCAGAGCCAGAGAACAGAGGGGGAUUUCAAGGAUUUGGAUUUGGAGAUGGUGGUUUCCAGAUGUCUUUUGGAAUUGGGGCCUUUCCCUUUGGGAUAUUUGCAACAGCAUUUAACAUAAAUGAUGGACGGCCUCCUCCUGCUGUCCCUGGAACACCUCAGUAUGUGGAUGAACAGUUCCUGUCACGUCUCUUCCUGUUUGUGGCCCUGGUAAUCAUGUUCUGGCUCCUGAUUGCCUAACAUGUUGGGUUCCUAGCCUACAUUUGUGAUGGCGCCUCUGGACUAGUAACAUACUACCCCACACACUCUUUGGUGUUGGCUUUCUGGCUAAUCUGAUCCCUGGAAUCAGUGGGGGCAGUAACACAUCAAGGAGUUGCUUCUCCAUCAGAGCUUUGGGACUCAAGCAAGACCAGGUGGUGAGGACUGUGGAACAUGAUCUCUGCUGUAAAUGCCCUGCUAAAAACCUCAGGCCUUGGCAUUGCAUUGUCUUUCAUGGGUGACUUCAUGAAAUCUUGUUCCAGCCAUAUCAGUAGUUCCAGACUGCACAGGGAAGAGGCAGGAAGGGGGAGACCGUUGGUACAUUUUACCCGAGCUUUAUAAUGAAGCACAAAGACAAGGGAUGCACCAAAUGAUAUUUACAAAAACUUCCUUUCCUCUCAAGAUAUUCCUUUAUCAUCUGCCUUCGAAGUCAGCACUCCACAAUAGUGAAGCUCUCCUUCCAGAUCUCAGUACCAUUCUCUGAUCUUUUCUUCCUCCUCUUUCUCCUUCUCAAUGGAAAUGUAAGACAUUGUAAUGUCCUUUAAAAAUCAUAACUGCAAUGGCUGAAACUGGUGUUGCUUCAUGAAAUCAAGAGAGCUCCAACGGUCUCUGACUUGAAGGCAUAGAUUAGUCCCACAGGCCAUGGCUUUAUUCACAGAUUGCUGACUGACCUUCGUUCCAAACUGCAUCUUCCUCUCUCUGUCCUGAUGUGGAACUGGCUGCUGUACCUGUGGAAAGAGCUACAUAAAUGACUCCUGUGAGAUUUGGGACUUGGAUGCAGAAACAGCUGCAAAAACCCUGUUCUGCACACUAUAGAAGCUCUGGUUCAUCUUCCUCUCAAGUCAGCCCAAUUGCAUGUUUGUCUAUCCUCUUCAAAUGCCACGUUGUCCUGUAUGCAGAAGCAGAGAGUGGGGACACCCCUAUGUUACCCUGAAUUUGUUAAUGCUUGAUGGAUUCCCCUGAAAACUCUUUAUCUGUAUUCUACGACCCGGGAAGAAUGAAAUUUGAGAACAGGCAACUCCUGUUGAUUGUCAACAAGGCCCGUGCAGCCUCAACCUGAAAAUAAUGAUAUGAUCUUCCUGUAAGAGUCUUUCCCCUGGAAAUUCCCAGACGGAUUUAUUCUUCCACACUGAUUGUUUUUUUCAACUUUGUAAGCCUCUUCCUCUGAUUCUGAGGGAAUGUGAUACCAGGUGAGAAGGACAGUUUACUUGGUGGACUGAUUCUCACUCACCAGUCAGGCCUCAUAGAAAUCCAGCCUUUCCCAGAGACCUGGAGUAGGAAGAAAGAAAUUACCUCUCCAAGAUCCAUAGCUACCUGGCUUGUUUAUAUUGGUUCUGGGUCACCCAAAGCAAUAACCCAUCAUAGAAAGCCCUUUCAUUUAUACUUUUGAAAAAUGGCUCUUUAGAGCAAGAGGAAACCAAGACCUUGAGAAAAAUGAGGAAAGCCCUUCUCUUCUCUUCAUAUGGCCUACCUUACCCCUUUGCGCCUGUCAGUGUUUAAAUUGAUGAAAUAUAAGUAUUGAAUAGGUGGUUCGUUUGCCGAAUCCAUUUCAUAGGAAUAAGCCACCAGCUUUCAGUAUACUGCUGGAUUUUAAACACUCUUGAGACACCUGCUUGAGAGUGUUUUUUAUCAUCUGAAAAUCCCAACAUGGAGUGUCCCUAUAGUUUUUCAUCUCUAAGAACAUUGGUGAGAUGGCUCAGUACAGUGCUGACCCCUAGUGAUGAUAAAAAAAGAUGUCAGUCAGAUAGGCCCAACAGACACUUGGGUUUCCAGAAAGGUUAUAGAACAGAUAGAAAAUCAAAUUCUUUGGACUCAUUAAUUAAAUGGAGUGAGCCCAGAGAACUCCACGAGAGAAAGCAUCUCCAGAACCAGUUAGUAGAGCCAAGUGAGCCAAUGUGCCCUCUGAUUUUAAACUUUCUAUAUCCCCACUCAACCCUGCCAGGAGUCGAAGCAGGGAUCCCACUUGGAGCUGCUGGCCCAGCUCCAAUUGGGAGCCCCCUUCCCCCCCUCCCACAGGCUAACCCCCUGCCGAGGCAGUUUUCCUUUCAUACAUGUUUCUAUGCUCUUGGUCUUCACCUUCCUCCUGCCACAUUUGUGGAUCAGGACCAGAUCCCAACCCGUCAGAAAAUGGCACCAUGUAUAGUGACACACCUUAACCAGUCACUAAUUUUCACUGUUGUGAAAGUGAUUUGAUUUAGAAUUAAAUGGUUUUACAUUACUGUGA